GAAUUCUGUCAAUUUGACUAUGUCAGAUGUCAAUUUGUACAAAAAGUGUACGUCAUUUUGAUCUUUAGAAUCGUGAGUAAUAAUUUGUGUAAUUUAUAAAUAGAAUAAAGCCACAUCAGACAUCGUUUAGAUCUUUAAAUAGAUACAAUCGACUCUCCCUCUCUGUUAACUACAUUCUUCAUUAGUUAAAAUGAGUCUUCAGUGGACACUAAUUGCCGGUUUUUUGUAUCUGGAAAUUGCGGUGGUACUUCUUUUGGUACUACCUAUAGCUUCUCCAAAACGAUGGAAUUCCUUCUUCAAAUCCAAAUUUUUGCAAGGAUUGCAAAGACAGGCAGGAUUUUACUUUUUGAUGUUACUAGGAAUUUUAGUGCUGUUUCUUCUAGACGCCAUUAGGGAGAUGAGAAAAUAUUCAAAUACUGAAAGUGAAGAGCACGGUCAUGCUCAUCUUGAUCGGGAAAUGCAAGGUAGUAUGAGAUUAUUUAGAGCCCAACGUAACUUCUACAUUUCUGGAUUUGCUUUAUUUCUUUCACUUGUAAUAAGGAGACUUGUUAUACUAAUUUCUGAACAAGCUACUCUUCAAGCUCAAUCUGAGGCUUCUAUGAGACAAGCUCAAAGUGCCACUACUGCUGCUAAGAGUUUAUUAGCUCAAAGAGGAGAAGAAGCACAGAAUCAGAGUAAUGAAGCCCAUGAUGAAGAGAUUAAUGAACUGAAAUCUAAAAUUGUUAAACUUAAAGAGGAUCUUAAAUUAGAACAAAAAGAUAAACAGGCUGUUAAAACUCAAGCUGACAAUUUGGCAAAAGAAUAUGAUAGAUUGGCCGAGGAGCACAGCAAACUCCAAAAAAAGAUAACUAUUCAAGGUGAUAAAAAAGAUGAGUGAUCUGUAUGGUAACAUCUUUGUACUUAGUAACAUUAAGAGGCAUAGGUGAUUGGUAAAAUGGUCAUUAACUUCUAUAUUAAACUUCAUAUUUAUAAUAAUAUUCUAAAAUGAAUCGUAUAAUGUUUAUUGAAGAAAAAUUUACAAAUCCUAGCUUUGAUAGCUUAAGAAAAAUAUAGGAAACAUGAUUAUUUUUAUUGAGUAAAUUUUCUAUUUUUAGAAAAAAUAUUGAAGCAUUUUUUACCUGAUUGUAAACUAAAAAUUUUAAAAUUCUUACAGUCUUGAAAUUAUAAGUAGUUGUUGAAUAACAUUAUUUAAAAAAGAAAAAAUUCACUAAGAGUUGGUUAAAAUAAUUAUGAUUAAUGUAUAAACAAUUCUUGUUAACUAUGGCUGUUCUGAUAAUCUUUAACUUCUUUACUGAUACUGACGAUUAUUUAUCAGAAAUUUAAGUUAAUUUAUUAUUAGGAAUCUUGAUGGAGUAUAAUUGAUCCAUUAUUUUUAGACAUUAAUUUUUAGGAGUUGAUAAAAUUUCCGUUAAAAUUAAUGUAAAUGUACUAGUUAUGUUUUUAAUUUAUAUUUAUCCAUUUUUGUAUUGUUUUUAGUUGUUGAAAUAAAUGCGUUCCUUCAUAUAUUUUUCAAUUA
This is a messenger RNA of Diorhabda sublineata, 1516 nucleotides long. RefSeq names its product B-cell receptor-associated protein 31. Gene Ontology annotation, cellular component: endoplasmic reticulum; endoplasmic reticulum membrane. The transcript has 3 exons. Lineage: Eukaryota; Metazoa; Arthropoda; Insecta; Coleoptera; Chrysomelidae. Gene Ontology annotation, biological process: intracellular protein transport; endoplasmic reticulum to Golgi vesicle-mediated transport. The record is from RefSeq and is a predicted model, not a curated record. Bases 191 to 877 code for a protein of 228 amino acids.